Penaeus vannamei (Pacific white shrimp) is the source of this 3122-nucleotide messenger RNA. RefSeq lists its product as uncharacterized. The record is from RefSeq and is a predicted model, not a curated record. Gene Ontology annotation, cellular component: endoplasmic reticulum. NCBI's taxonomy places the organism in Eukaryota, Metazoa, Arthropoda, Malacostraca, Decapoda, Penaeidae. Gene Ontology annotation, molecular function: flavin adenine dinucleotide binding; oxidoreductase activity, acting on the CH-CH group of donors.
UGCUAGAGGCAGGAGCGAAAAGAUCCUCUCAGCUGUUGUCGCGCGUUUCUGGUCUCUGACGUGGCUCCUUUCGGCGACAACUUGGAAUAAGAUGAAGAAGUGGGGCAAGGGAGAGUACUGGGGCGUUGGCUCCGACUACGACCCCGAAUGGCUGCUGACGGAGAGCCAGAAGAAGCUGCGCGACGACCUCAUCGAGCUGUGCAGGACCAAGAUCAGACCGCAGGCUUCCAAGUGCGACCGCAAUUAUGCCUUUCCCCGAGAGUCCAUGAACGCCAUGUCUGAACUGGGUCUGCUGGGCUUAAUCGUACCCAAGGAGCUGGGAGGCCUCGGCGAAAACCAUGUGUGUUCUGCCAUGGUAAGCGAGACCAUAGCCCGCUACGGCUGCCCCUCCACCGCCAUGGUUUACACCAUGCACAUAUCCGCAGUGGCCACCCUGCUCUUCCGUUACCAUGACAACCCACAUAUCCAAGAUCUCCUUCGACGCCUUGACAAGGACAAGCUGGUAGGAACUCUCUCCUAUUCUGAUCCAGCAACUGGGGGCCACUUCUGGUACCCACUGUCCUCGAAGGUGAAGGUCCUGGACGAGAACAUGGUGCGGCUCUUCAAGUACGGCUCGUGGGCGACCAGCAGCGGCCAAGCGGACUGGUACACCAUCCAGACCGUGAGUCCUGACUUCGGGGGAGACUUCUCCAACCUGUCUUGCUUCCUGGUCUACAAGGACGAGAUCCGAGCCAACACCGACGACUGGGACGCCCUGGGCAUGCACGGCAACAUGUCCGGCCCGCUCAUCAUCGAGGGCAAGUUCUCCAUGGAAAGGAUGAUUGGCUCUCCCGGAGAUGGCCGGAAGAGCAACGACGAGUGCGUGGCUCCCAUCUUCUCCCUGAAUUCGACGUCAGUGUGGAACGGAAUCUCCCUGGCGUGCAUGGAUGUGGCCAAAAGACACGUGACCCGCAAAGCACACGCUGACGUGGGUAUGCGGGUAUGCGAUUACCCAACCAUCCAGGAUUACUUUGGCGAGUGCAUGAGUCACACGAAUUCGUCACGAAUGUUUCUGUUCAGUCUGGCGCAAGCUCUCGACAACGCCACCAACAACGGAGACUGGGAAACUCGGGAGCGAGUUGACACCGACCGCAGGUCAGUGUUUGCACACUGGUUAUUCCAAGCAAAGUUCAUUGCUGCCAAGAACGUGUCCAAAGUUGGCGAUAAGAUGCUUCACGCCUGCGGGGGCUCUGGGUACAAGACUGACCUUGGCUUGGAACGGCUGCUGCGGGACGGCAAAGCGGGCUGGGUCAUGGCGGUGUCAAACGAGGUCACAAGGCAGUUAGUGGGAAAGACAGUGCUUGAGGGGCUAGGCGUGCUCGACAUCUGGGACCAGAAACCGAACGAGCGAGCCAUCCACCACGAGAUCAAGAAAAUGAGCAUCGAGGAGCGCAAGAAGCUGGCCGAGGAGCUUCUAGAAGACGUCGUGGCCGAGGAGAAGGGCGAGGCGAAGCACCCGUUCCAGGACACGGACUUCGACAACCCCUUCAACACGUGUGCUCCGGCGGCCAACGGCAAGGUCCUCAAGACAGACGACGGGGAGGAACACGAACCUGCCCUGAACCCUGACACUUGGACGCUGCUGACACUGAAGAGCCAGAACCCAGUCAGCGAUAAGAUGUCUUCCUUUGACUUCGCUCUCCCGAAACCCACGGAUCACACAGGUUGCUUCACCGGCCAGUACGUGAAGGUUCGCGUGACCUUCAAAGGCAAGGAGCAGGAGCGCUACUUCUCGCCCGUGUCGCGUCCGGACGACUUCGGGCGCAUCGAACUCGUGCUCAGGUUCGAGUCCCAGGGCCUCAUGUCCCAGCACUUCAAGGCUCUCAAGCCUGGUGAUAAGGUGGAGUUCCAGGGCCCUUGCGGAGGCUUCGAGUACGAGGCGAACCAGCUGGAUGAGGUGACGCUCCUGGCCUCGGGCGGAGGCGUCACCCCCGGCAUGCAGCUCAUCCGCGCCGUCAUGCACAACCCCGACGACAAGACCAGGAUCAAGCUCCUCUACUUCUCAGAGAACUACGACGAGAUCCUCUACCGGGAGGAACUUGAUGGAUAUGCAGCCAAGGACUCUCGACUGCAGAUGGUGCACACGCUGGGGGAGUCGCCCGAAGACUGGGAGGGCGAGGAAGGCUUCAUCGACACGCAGAUGAUCGACAAGCACGUGACCAAACCCAACGGCAUUAGACACAAGAUCAUCAUGUGCGGAGGCCCUACGAUGACCAUCUCGUGCCUCCACUCCCUGCGGUCCCUCGGCUUCCCCUCCGAUGCCAUCUUCAUCUACGGCCAGUUCGGCACCGAGCACGUGAGGAAGGUCUACGGCAGGAACGUGCAGCUCUCCGGCCACCGCUGCGACAGUGCCCUCUGAGGAACGCCUUCUCUCGGGUUUCAGAACACGUCCUAAAAGAUCGAUCAGCGUUUCCAGAAGAGAGAGAGAGAGAGAGAGAGAGAGAGAGAGAGAGAGAGAGAGAGAGAGAGAGAGAGAGAGAGAGAGAGAGAGAGAGAGAGAGAGAGAGAGAGCACGGAAGUUCAAGAGGAUUUAUGUCUUUCGUUGAUCUUUUGUAGAUUCUGAGAAUGGAACAUGAGAGAGAUUUCCACUCAGGAAGUUCAUGUCACAGCUGAUGUUGAAGAAAAGACACCGACAGGUAUAUGACUUUACGUUAUGUGGAAAUGCACUCAUCCCGCUAAUAACAGCAGUGUUGGGAAGCUGUCAGACGGAUUCAAGCAUUUAAAAAGAAACCAAGCACCUUUAGACACUGCAUUUACUUAACAGUGAUGUGAAAACCGUGUUUUUCAUCUCAUCAGGUGCAAUGUAAAAAUGCCAUUGCACUACAAAUGCCACUCUGCUAUUUUUAUAGAGCGCUAGAAAUCACUCCUUAACACGGAAUAAAAUGCAGCUUAAAACGGUCUCACGGAUGGCAGGGCUGACAGACUUGUUGGUGAUGACAGAAAGCAAAAAGGAGGAAUUCGUUGAUGACUUAAGGUGCUGUCACACUAGCACUUUUUCCGUCAAUUUUUUAACAAUUUUAUUUUACAUAAAUACAAACAUUCUCUAAUAUAGCUCUUGAUUUGAGUAUGCUUGGCUGAAAAAG